Messenger RNA from Anoplophora glabripennis (Asian longhorned beetle), 1476 nucleotides. RefSeq names its product putative malate dehydrogenase 1B. Gene Ontology annotation, biological process: oxaloacetate metabolic process; tricarboxylic acid cycle; malate metabolic process. The transcript has 7 exons. Lineage: Eukaryota; Metazoa; Arthropoda; Insecta; Coleoptera; Cerambycidae. The record is from RefSeq and is a predicted model, not a curated record. Bases 1 to 1476 code for a protein of 491 amino acids. Gene Ontology annotation, molecular function: L-malate dehydrogenase (NAD+) activity.
AUGCCAUAUUUCAUAAUAAAUGGGUACGCAGGUUGCCCCAAUUUUGGUCAUGCCAUUAUUGUGGCUCAAUACUUAUCAGAACGUUUACCAAAUUUUGAAUUUAAAAAAGUUGAGGUAGCACCUACUGAAUGGGGAGAUCAUGUUAUGGAUAUUAAUAAAUGUAGUAAUUGGUACCUAACUAAAAGUCCUGUUAUAUGGAAAGAAAUUCACCAAUGGGGAAGUAAAAGAUAUUUACUAGGUGGAUUAGGAGAAUUUUGGGAAUACGUUUACUGUUAUUAUGGUUUAGAAUCUAUAAUUCCAAAAGCUGAUUUAAGGAAUCUUGCUGCCAACAAUCUUAAGGUGCGCGGUGUCGCUGAACGAUUAAAAUACACUCGUAUUAUUAGUAUAAUAGGAGCCACCAGUUUGGUAACAACCUUGCUGCUAAAGGAAUUGUUCGAAGUGCCCAAUUUGAAAAAGAGAGAUGGCAUUAUAGUGAGGUUGUUCGACGAAAACCAUAAUGAUGAACGCAAAUACAGUAUGAUGGAAGAUAUGGCCAUUUACUACAAUUCUUUGAGUAUUUUUGGUAGAGACCAAAUUGUUUUUAUUGUGAAUAAUCUGGAAGAGUUGCUGGAUAAUUGUGAUUUGCUGAUAAUCGUUGAGGAUUUUAGACCAAAUAAUCAGAGCCAAUAUGAAGUAACACUAAAAAGGUGCUUUGCUAAAAUGAAUUACCUCUCUGAAGCAGUUAACUCCAGUAAACACCGUAGUCUAAGAAUUAUAUUCUCAGGUCAGGGACCGCUAUGUUUUUUGGCGACCUGUUUGGUGGAAUUCUGUACUACUGUGAGGCCUUCGGAUAUAGUGGUGUUGGCGGCCGACGAAGGUCUUUCUUACAUAAGUGUUUUGUCUGAGAAAACUGGCAUUCCCGUCUCUAAAAUAUCCGCCCCUCCAGUUUGGGGCUUCAUCGGAAUACAUUCGUUUGUCGAUGAGGCGCAGACUGUAUUUAAGGCUGACGUAUACCGACCCAAUCUGAGAUCUUUAACUGCUCCUCACGGGUCAACUUUGCCUUUGGGUACCAUAAAAUCGGAGCUAAGGUUAAUGUCUUACCUGAUUACCGACCACGAUGAAGUUGUGAGAACGGUCGAGGAGAGAAAAAAAAAAAUUACCAAACUUCAGGAACGUCCGACUAUUUUCCGUAAAAUCAGGUCCGUAAUCAGUUUAUUGAAACUAUGGUAUGCCGAGCAGCCUUCUGACGAUAUAAUAUCCUUAGGAGUGUGUUCUGACGGCUCUUUUGAUAUACCCGCAGGAAUGGUGUUUGCUCAGCCGGCAAAGUUAGACUCAAGAUUUAGAUGGUUACCUUUCGCGGAAUAUCCACUCAUGGAUGAUUUUACUAGGGCCAAAAUUAAGGAGUGUAAAGAGUCUUCUUCCCGAUUUUUGGAGCAAUCUCAUUUAUUGCACCACAUGUGCAAAGACUCUGAAGAUAUUUCUUCCAAUCCGCAUUGA